AUGAUACCCCAAUCUUCUGCCGGCGUCCAGCCGUGGAGUCGCUCCAUGCGCGCUCCCAACAACGGCCCAGGACGCGUUGAGGCUUUCCAAGCGCUGAGCCAGUCCGAGUCUCAGUUGGAGAAGCCGCCAAUGCCCCUACCGCAAUCGCUGCCCCGACAGCCGGCAGUCAUCGACCUCACAGCGAAUACUGGAGAUACGCAAGAGAGUGAACCACCGGCGAAGAGGUUGAAACUGGACCUGACCCCAGGAGCGUAUGCGACAACAGGUAGUCCGGCACUCGUAAGCAGUGGCGAAGCGAGAACCACUCCGGGAAUUGCGACUGCCAGACCACAGUCAUUAACCUGGCGGGGCCGGCCGGCGUGGUCGUUUCAAGCAUUGUUGUCGGAGACGACUGGAGCUGUUGAAGUCAAGGAUGGCGAUGCUACCGCGCAAGGGAAGACUUCUUCGUCUCCGCCACCUUUGCCUCUCCACCCUUGGAAGUAUAGCCCUCAGGAGUCCCCGGCAGACGACGCCACGAAGACUGCCGAAGCUGCACCGGUCAAAGAGGUCAAAACAACGCCGUAUCGCAUUGAAGUACCCACGAUUGCGCCCAAGAUCAAAGGGGAGAAGGCUGCGGACUUCCACCCAUGGACCGGUAACCACCCAGAAGACGUCCUUAACGAACACACGGCGAAGCAAGGACACUAUGACCGCACCCAAGUGUCCCAGAAUGAGUCCAACACUGCACGACCGUCACUCUACACACAGUUGAAGCACCGUUCAGGUUUGCAGAUACUUUCUUCUGUCUUCACCGCUGCCCUCGAGAAGAGACAAAGCCACAACACUGUCACGGCUCCGUCGAGCUUCAAGCCACCUCCUCGGGUCACUUUGACGGAUAACAAGCGCGAAGCUUGGCUUCGGGAUCUCGCUAAUCCAUCUGUGCCUCUGCGCAGGCUGAGUCGGACGAUUCCUCAUGGUAUCAGGGGCAAAGUACUCCUCGAUCAGUGCUUAGGCAAAUGGAUCCCAGUCCCUCGCGCCAUAUGGCUGGCGAGAUGUGUUGGUGCCAAUGAAAUCCGCGCGUUCAAAAGGAAAGGCACAAGCGGCACACUCGCUCUGGGCUUGGAGUAUAAAUGGGUCCGCGACUGGACGGCCACCGUGCAACAAUUCCUGGAGGGGGUCAUCAGUACCUGCGGUGCCACGGAUUGGAAGGUGAAAAUGACUUAUGCAGUAAGUCUGACAUCACGACUGUUCUUCGAGCGUUUGCUCGACCAUGAUCAGUACCUCAGCUGGUUUUUGCUGUCGUUGGAAAAUGCCUCUCUCAACACGUUCCCUGUGUGGCUCCUGAUGCUAGGCAUUUAUUGGAGUAAUAUCAUGCGUUACAGGAAACGUGGUCGAAAAUUGGCAGAGGUGCUACUUGAGAAAUUGCAACAGAUGAAGAAGUCUGGACACCAGGAAACCCUCCAGCCGCUUAUUGAGCGUUUGUCUCGCUGUAUAAGAAGAUUGGUCUUGGAGCAUACAUCAUCUCUCAUUCUCCCGAAUUCGUGGACAACAUACAGGGGACUGAUCUCCUCGUGUCUAAACCUUAAGGAGACACCAGACCAGACCAUGUUCCACAAUUUGGUGGAACGUAAUAGUCGUGUUCAGCUGUCCAACGGUGAACAGGACGCUAAAGUUCGGCUCCCCCAGCAUAAAGUCAUCACGCUGUUUGAUUCACUUCGCUCCGCACAUGAUGUUCCCGCCACAGCGUCCGCAUGCCUGGAUGCAGUCGAGGACAAGGCUAUUCUGGUACACAAACUACUCGAGUGGGCAGCAACGCCUUUCAGGCAUGGGUCCCGCCGUGUUUAUACCAGCGUCCGCCUCCUACGAAAGUGGAAGAUGUCUGGGCUCGACAUCGAAUCCCACAUCCUGAGUUUUGUCGCUGGCCUUGACAACAGUAGCCGACUGAAUAUGGAACACCUUUAUCAUAUUUUUUCCGAGCUCGUCCGGUCUCAGACAUUCUCUGUGGGCAGGUAUUUGCAGUGGCUGAUGGCAAAAGGACUUGCGCAUGCGCCCUUGCCCGACGAACAGGUCAUAUCGAUUGAGCUUCGCCUUUUGAUUCAACUUCCGUCACAUCGCUUACCAGAACACGUCCGCAACCUUCGCAACAUGUUGAUCGACCGCGCCGGGUUCUCUCUUGCCCAGGAAAGAACCGUUGUUGCAAAGCUUCAGAUGCUGAUUGCCGGCAGACUUCCCCACAUUUUCGGGUUGGAGAAGAGUGGUGUGCCGAACAAUAACUUGUCCUUCCCUGCUGACCUGACAUGGGCGGUCAAAUCUGAAAUUGGUCUAUGGAUCCGACGCGGUGUGGCCGGGCAUCACCGCAAACCAGGCAGAAAAUACAGUAACAUUCCGCUGUUGUCCGACUCCGGGAUCUCUGCACUGACCACUGGUGAAUUCUACAUCAUCCGAGAGAUCCUAGAGGACUUCGGUGACCUUUCGAUGCUCGCAGAUGUGCUCAAACAGGCAACUACAUGCGACAAUUGCGUCGUGCUCGCAUCAGUUGCAGACACCGUCAAUUAUCAUUUCGACUCGUUCUGUGUGAUCAGCGCCGUGCAUGAUCUUUUCAAAGGCCUUGUCGAAUCAUAUGUUCGUCUGAAGAGAUUUGGAGCACCCAAUCUAGAUUUGAUUUUCUCGUUAAUAGAGCUGGGACUUCGAAUGCCCGGUGAAUUCAAUACUGUCGCACUCCUUCGUCAGGAUCUUGCUCGGAUUGAGAACAGAGCAGCUGUGGCGGCUCCAUCUCCGCUCUCUGACCAUAUCUCGGUACCUACCGGCCAGAUAGAUAGCUUAUUCCGAGAGAAGCUUGAUCAAACGCUUCUCUCUGGUGGUGGAAUGGACGAGUCUACCAUGGACACAUCUUUCGCGUCGCUUACCAAUGCCCUUCAGAACGGUCACAAGAAACUUUCGCCAAAUGAGAUAUGCAGAUAUAUGGCUUACCUCAGAACGUUUCAUCCCAAGCGAUUCGACGCCAUGUUGGUUCGAUGGGUGUGCGGGCUUCUGAAGUCUCAGUCCAAGUCGACUAUGACGCGGAUUCUUCCCCCCCUUAUUGGUGUUGGUUGUGUUACUAUCCAUGCCUUCGUCACCCUUGUCAAAAAGCUUCUGCAAUCGGAAAAGGUCAUUGCGGUAAUUCCAAGCGUCGCAGAAUUGCAACUGGACCUCUUCGAGCUUCUGAUUCCGCCAAAGCAGGAACAAAGUCGCUUCGCAGAUAUGGUCACGUAUAGAUUUCGGCUUGCGCAGCAAGAAUUUCUUGCGAAAUACCCAGAAGAGAGUCUUGACAUAAUUCGUGAUGCCGUGUCUGUGAUCGGAACUGAGAAGAUUGAUACUAUACACGGUUCCAGGAGAGGAGACCUCACUGAGUGCGCAACUAUGCUGCUUCAGCUUCUACUUACACAAAACCCGGAACGAAUCGUUCAAAGUUGCUUGCAGAAGUUUGUCGGUCAACAUACAGCAUCUACAGCUCUACUGCAGAAGGCGCUCGACAAGCUUUUGGGCUUGAACUCGGAUGCAAACGAUAAAUAUGCACCCGAGGCUGAGAAAAUCAUUCGCAUGAACAACGACUUUUCGCUUCCCUUUUGUCAACUCAAGCUUCAACUUCUAUUCAACGCCGAAGCUUCGGGCCAGGACAACAACGGCAUUGUGGAUGUGAUGUUCAAAGCUGCACUGGCCGAUACCAAAUCUCAAAAGGAUCAUUGGUAUGGCUUGGUGAGUCUGAUGAGCCAGGAUGCUAUUCAACAAAUCCGAGAGCGGGCAGAAAAGGGAUUUUUCUCCAUUCCCAUGUUCGUCGAGAACGCGUACAAUUCCAACUCUAUCGAGACUGCAAGGUUGUACCUGACCAUGAUCGAAAAGCUAGCCCCUUGCAUACCUGAGGCUGGAGUACCGACUAUUGUGCCUGUUCUUGUUGAGAAGAUGGAGUUUUUGCUUCAAAAGUUUGUAGCAGCGCAAGCGAACUACACUGGCACCGGUGAUGCUCGUCAAACUGACCCGUCUUUCGAGAGAAGCCUUGCCUUCUGGUUUUCUGCCUUGCUUCGGAUCGUAGUCAUCCACCGCGCAUCAUUCAACGCAGCAGGACUGGCGCCCAGAUCCCAUGGCUUGCCCGAGCAGACUCGUCUACUCAUAUCCAUUUUCUGCAUAUCUCUGGCCCGGCUUCCGAACCAUGUCCUCCGUCUUUACCCGUCAGCCGAUUACUUCCCACAACCCAAACCAGUGGAGAGUUAUCGGCCUUGUCCCGGGAUUCUGCUACAAACUCAUGCACUCGACGUUGCUGCAUGCCUUGUGGACAUCUUCCCGGACGAGGCACGGCAGCAGUGCGCUCGAUUUCUCAGAGAGAAAUGUCCGCCUUUCCUUCAGUUUCAGAACGAUGCUAGAUUCCUAUACCUUCUCGGUCCCAUAUUGGAUAGCUCCAACCCUCCUCAACCCACAUCUCUACCCUCACCUGCCGCUGGCGGCUCCACCCCAACACCGUCGGGAAGCCUGACAUACGGUCAACAUACACCACAACAGCCGUCCGCUGCGGCACCAUCGGUGCUCUCCGCUGGGAUUGCCGAAGGCGUCAACUGCAUUGCAAGUCAUCUUCGAGUUCAGUGCCGCGGUCGUGUCAUCGGCGCGUACCCGGUGCGACCAUGGGAGCUUCUCGAAGACGCAGCCCCGAUUGUUGGUACGAAUGACACCGCGCUGAGUUUGAAAUACUUCGAUGCCAGGCGCGUCAAAGCCUAA
Messenger RNA from Aspergillus saccharolyticus JOP 1030-1, 4725 nucleotides. Its product is annotated as mediator of RNA polymerase II transcription subunit 12. Gene Ontology annotation, molecular function: transcription coregulator activity. Lineage: Eukaryota; Fungi; Ascomycota; Eurotiomycetes; Eurotiales; Aspergillaceae. Bases 1 to 4725 code for a protein of 1574 amino acids. Gene Ontology annotation, biological process: regulation of transcription by RNA polymerase II. The transcript is spliced from 6 exons. The record is from RefSeq and is a predicted model, not a curated record. Gene Ontology annotation, cellular component: mediator complex.